Messenger RNA from Heterobasidion irregulare TC 32-1, 6307 nucleotides. RefSeq lists its product as uncharacterized. Bases 1 to 5823 code for a protein of 1940 amino acids. The transcript has 22 exons. Gene Ontology annotation, biological process: reticulophagy; autophagosome assembly; piecemeal microautophagy of the nucleus. NCBI's taxonomy places the organism in Eukaryota, Fungi, Basidiomycota, Agaricomycetes, Russulales, Bondarzewiaceae. The record is from RefSeq and is a predicted model, not a curated record. Gene Ontology annotation, cellular component: phagophore assembly site; extrinsic component of membrane. Gene Ontology annotation, molecular function: phosphatidylinositol-3-phosphate binding.
AUGGCUUGGUGGUCGACUUCAUGGCUACCAUUACCCUCGAUUGAAUUUUCGUUACCUUCAGGAAUACAACGCAGAUUUAUCUCUUUUCUUCUCAAACGAUCACUGGGUCACCUUCUCAAACCGGGACAAUUCGAUGUACAACAGAUAGAUUCUCAGAUUGGAUCUGGUUAUGUGCAAGUUAGGGAUCUAGAACUAGAUUAUACUGCUAUCAACUCGCAUCUUAUAGGGCUGCCAGUAAAGCUUCACGAUGGCUCUAUAUCCAGUGUCACUGCGCGUAUUCCUUGGCCUAAUCCCCUGACAGCCAACGUCGGCUUGUCAAUUCAAUCCCUCCAUCUCACUUUCCACGUUGAUCCGAAGGCUCCUGUACCAACUGCUCAGGCGACUACGAACCUCGCAGACUCAGUCGUGAGUGUUGCCGAAUCAUUCAUUCACGAUGAGUUGACUCCAGGAGAGGAAGCCACGUUGCGCGAAUCCUUUCAUCCAGACCUUGACAUAUCUGUCACCUCUACUCGUGAGAACGUUCCAGGUGGACUUGACCCAUUUAUCGCUGCGGACGAAGAGGCUUCAUCCGAGGUGGAUCCUGCAGGGGUGUCUAUAUUUGCUACCAUGAUUGAGCGGUUGUUGUCGCGCUUUGAGUUCGAUGCUAAGGAUACGAGCAUUACAUUGGUCUAUCCAGGGCAUUCAAGCUUCAUCUUCAAAGUAUCUGAGAUUGCCUAUGGGAGGGACGAUAGAUCGAAUACGACAAGCAGAAAUUCAAGCACUGGCCCUAAGGAUGUCGCAAUUGGACUUGAAUCUCCAGGAGAGACUCGCACAAUUUCUAUCUCCGGAGCUACGCUUUUCAUCUAUGUCGAUACUAUUAAUCAUAUAGGAUGCUCUUCCUCGGCACAUAGUCCACAAUCGCAAUCAGCUUUCAAUCCGCUUAUCUCUCCGCCUUCCCCUUCAGCAUAUCAUUAUCAGUCUGAUUCUGACUUGGACGAGGAUACACAAUUAAUGAUGUCUCAAUCCAUCGCUGGUCUUCCCCCACGACCUGUUUCCCCAGCGAGCACCGUCGCGAGCACCGUAGCCAGUACUAUGUUCCAGAGUGCCGUUUCUAUCAUUGCCAAAGACGAUACCGAGGGUUCCAAUGCGCAGACAAACUCACAGGAUACACCACUAGCCUUUGCCUCAGAGUUAUUAACCACAUCUCUUUCACCUCGUAGAACCGUAGUGCCUUCCUUUGCGCUGAGUACUGUUGCACCAAGUGUAGGUGCAUCAUCUACCGAAGGCCAGCAGGCGAAGAAAUCAGGACGAGUUAGCAUCUCUAUUACGACAAGUACAAUUGCAUGUGCGCUCGGAGCGACUCAUAUUCGCAGUAUCUUGGACAUCGCAGAGAUAUUGGACUCGGGUGGCGCUUCAACUACCACGGUCUCAUCUUCAAUCCUGGACGACAUCAAAGCGAGUAUCGACAUACGUGGGAUUGCGUUACUUUUCUUGCCAUCGCUUUUGACAGUCAAAGACGCACAGGGACUGCCUAAAUCUAAAGGAGAAGUUCUCAUCGACUUGGGUGCAUUUUUUGACCAGCCUCUGAUACCUCCAAAACUUCUUCAUGGUUAUGUUCGACUGCUCGUGGAAACGGUCGCCGUCACCGCAUCCAUCUCUACGUCUAACGAACUUGUCUCUUCGACAUCUACUGCCAUAGCCUUGACUGUUGCCGAUUUAUCUAUCUGCGCAUUUCGUCGGCCUUCAGGAUCUCCCUCAUCACCAUCUAGCUCGCACGAACAUGUAGUUUCUCCUGUGUUGAUCACGGAUCCGCACCUGUCCCUUCAGUACCCAACUGAACACCAAUCACCCGCAACUAUAUCCUCAUACGAUAGCAAUCAUCCAUUGCAGAGUGCUCAAACUCCACCAUUACCAGUGUUUGAUGUCGCUGAUUGGACGACUCCGCUACAACAUGCAAACCAAGCUAGGGUUUCUCUAUGGCGAGUAAAACCCUCGCAUCGUCAUAACCAAUCCCGCAGGUCGGAUUUCCCACAACGAGAUUCCGGUUCAGAGUCAGGGGGUGACGAAACUGAUGAAACUGAUCCGACACCACCAGCUUCUCCGCGAGGUCAGCGCAUAUCAAAGAUGCGGGAACAGCAAAGGGAGAGGGAAAUGGAAAGAAAGCGGUUGGAAAGGCUGGUACUGGAAGAUCUGAACUUAUCCAUGGACUACCGGCUGAAGGAGCCUGGUCUGUCGGCACCCUCGACGCGAUUAAAACGCAAGGUUUGUCAAUAUGACAGCUAUUGUAAAAGCUCUGGCAUUAACUCUACCCAGGUGAAAUCUCGAACCCAGGAAGUUCAAAUAGUCGAUGUCACUAUCGGCUUCCCCAUGAUUAGGAUGGAAAUUCGUUGCCCUCCUCCUCCGUCAUAUUCACCUCGUUCCGGCGCCCUUAUCAUGGACAUUCAUGGCCUUACAUUGUCAACCCAUUCACCUCAAUCUAGCCAUAAACCAGGCGCGCGUUUUACGGGCAUCGAUGCCACAGUCUCUCCGCCUUCCCCUUUGCAUAAGAGCAAUAGCACAUUGUUGGGUUCAGGCCUCAAUGCCCCUCCAGUCACCAUAGCCUUGACACAAACACAUAAUCUGGCAAUCAAUCCCUCAAAGGCUCUAGUCCUUACUAUACAGAUUCCUUCACUUCAUAUCGAUCUGUCGAAACCUCUCUUGGAUGGUGUUCAACUGUGGGCUGACGACAUUCAACAACUUGUUGAGAGGACAGUAUCUAAAAGCGCUGAUUCAGAAACGUCAUCGAGACAAGGUCCAUCUCUCAUAGGGAGCAGAUUUUUCGUGCCCGCCAAACACAGAGCUAGUAGUAGCUCAUUAGAGAGCAACGGUAUCGGUCUACAGGGGAAUGAACCGCUUAGCAACGAAACGAUAAUCAAGGCCACAAUCUCAGAAGCCUUCGUGAGAUUGAUGGUACCCCGAGAGGUGAAUGACACAUCCGUCCUUUUGCAACCAUUCGACAUCCUCGCUUCUGAAGUCGACGCACUUCUCGAGUUGAAGCCAGAAGGAAAGACGGUCAUGACUUUAUCAACGAUGAUCAUCGCCAUCGUCGACGGGCAAAGCCCUUCUUCUAUGCCAUUCUUGUCUCUGACUGCACCUCACAGCCUGCUCUCUAGCCCUAGGCCUCUUUUGAAAUUGCAUUUCAGCUCUCUAGUGGUCCCAGAGUCAACGGCUAAAGAAACGCGUAUAAGGUUGACGUUGUGCGGUUUCACAUACAACUUCCUUCCUGACCUGCAGUGGAUGUCAGACCUCGCUCGAUUUGCCAAAUCUCCACCAGGUGCUUUUGAAAGCGUUAUACCUAGUGAACGUACGCGGAUUACUGUGAAGGUUAUGGACGGCUCUGUUCGUUUAUUUGCCCCACAGUAUCCAGGCGCCCUAGUCCUUCAUCUCGGCGACCUCGAUUUCUCAACCGACAUAGUCGGUGAUUCAACGGAGACACACUUGAAUCUAGGAGUCUCAACGUUGGGAGUCUUGCUGGUAGAUAACCAUCUUGCCGCUGCCAACGAUGUCAACCGGCUGUCUUUAUUAGGCGCGAAGGGCAUCAUGUUCUGGAAGAGAUCAGGUUAUGCUUUGCUGGCUGAAAUAUCUGACCUGAAGUUGUUAAUAGCGAUCGUGAACGGAGAUACCUCUAAUUCUGAUGUCACUGUGGAAGGCAUUACACUUCGCCUUCAUCUGUGCGCCGACACAAUGACAGCCCUUGGCGCUUUUGGAAGUGACUUAGGUUCAGCAUUCAGCAAACACGACACUGAACCCUCAUUGCAACCUCAGACCAAAGAGCCAGCUAACCUAUCCACUCAGAGAAAUAUAAAUCAUGAAAUUAUGGCAUCUGUGGAUGAGCAAGCAUUUCAUCGAAUUCCUGAGGUUGGAGCAGCGCCAGAUAUGAUCAACGACGACCUUCCAUCCAAUCCCGAAUAUCUUGACGCCUCCUUCGGCGCCGCGGCUGGUCUCCGUGAGUACGACGAUGAGGACUUGGAAGAUCUCCAAGAAGAAGAUAUCUUCUUGUAUAAUACGACCUCCGAGAAAGCUGGACUCAUAUCCAAGGUCGGAGGGGAGACCAUCAAGUUACUGCACUCUGAAGGACUUGAUGUCGUCGAGAAUUAUUUUACCACAUUACCAGCACUCUCCGAAGAGAUCUAUGAAAAUGGCAUGGUCAAGGACCGCCUGCGUAUCCAUCAAGCUGACGUCACACUCUUCUUAUAUGAGGGCUACGACUGGGCCUCGACGCGUCAGACGAUCGAACACGAGGUCAAGGAAAUGAAACGACGACUGGCAAAAAUCAAACAGCUGGUAGCAAGUGGCCAGACAUACGAUCCUAACGUUGAUGAAGCAAGCACGCUCUUAUUCAAUUCUGUCUAUGUUGGUUUGGAGCAGGAGUUGAACGAGAUGGGGUCUGACGCGCUGAUUGAGGCUAUCGACGAAGAGCUGAAGGAUGAUCUUGAGACUGCGAGCCAGAGUUCAUGGCAGUCAUUGAAGCCUCAAACUCAUGAACAGUCCGCUCCACGAUCCCUUCGAAUCCAUGGCCAUCGGCUUACCAGGGCAAGAGGGCCUAGUAUCGAGUUUCGUUUAUUUGGUUUAAACGCAGAAGUGGACCAGCAUGCACCUAGCGACGAUACAGUGUCCAGGGUUCUUGCCACAAUCAGGGACGUAGAAAUCCUGGAUCAUGUGAAGACUUCGACAUGGAGAAAGUUCCUCUCAGCGCUGCGGUCCGAUUCGCAUGGUAAUGUCCGCGAAACGGAUUCGAACAUGGUACGCGUGGAAUUGCGUACCGUUCGUCCAGUUCCAAGCAACCCCUCCGAAGAAGCCAGGCUGCGGGCCAAAAUUCUUCCCCUUCGCUUGCAUGUCGACCAGGAUGCGUUGGACUUUUUAAAGAAGUUCUUUAGCUUCAAAGACCCAAAUGCGGCCCCAGCUGCUGGAGCACCUAGCAAUGAAAUCUACUUCCAGCACGCAGAAGUGUUUCCAGUAGGACUCAAGCUGGACUACAAGCCCCGCCGUGUCGAUUAUAGAGCUCUACGAGAGGGAAGGACUAUUGAACUCAUGAACUUCUUCCACUUCGACGGUGCUGAAAUGACACUCAGACAUAUCACUAUAUCUGGAAUUACUGGUUGGCCUCGAUUCUUUGAUCUUCUUAAUGACCUUUGGACACCCGAUGUGAAGGCCACGCAACUUGCAGACGUAAUCUCUGGAGUCGCUCCCAUUCGUUCCGUGGUAAAUGUUGGUUCUGGAGUUGCGGACCUGGUCCUGCUACCGAUCGCACAAUACAAGAAGGACGGUCGAAUUGUGCGAGGCAUUCAAAAGGGUACAAGGGCCUUUGUGCAGACCACGGCUGUCGAGGCCAUCAAACUGGGUGCGCGUUUGGCAACUGGGACUCAAGUGAUUUUGGAGCAGGCAGAAAAUGUACUUGGAAGCCAUUUCAGCGAGUCAAUCACCGCAGAGACUGUACAAGGAUCUCCUGUAAACAGCGAAGGCACUGGGCCGCGAUGGGACACUGACGAGGACGCAGCCGAUCUCAUCAGUAAAUACGCCGAGCAGCCUCUAGAUAUGAAGGAAGGGAUGCAGUCGGCCUACACGAGUUUACGGAGGAAUCUCAAUUCUGCGGCACAGACCAUUUUGGCAGUUCCUAUGGAAGUAUAUGAGCGGUCUAGCAAUGAGGGUCCAGUUCGUGCAGUGAUCAGGGCUGUGCCAAUCGCUGUUUUGAAGCCGAUGAUUGGUGCCAGCGAGGCAGUCAGCAAAGCAUUGCUGGGCCUGCAUAAUUCUAUGGAUCCCAACGUCCGGCUUGAGAACGAAGCGAAAUACAAGCAUCGUCAAUAGUCUAUCCUGCCCUGGGCGUACUUAAUUUAUGUUCAUGCUGCCUGUUAUCAAUGUUCCAGUCACAUCCCCCACGGUCCCAUUCACAUUGUACUUUUAUUCAUUCGCGGAUCUUUCUCCCACUCACACUUAGCCCUAAUCAUGUAUGCAUAGUGUGCAUGACCCUGCUAUUACUACAUAACGGUCUACUUUUUUAAAUCUGAAAACACAUCGACAGCAAUACAUACAUGGGAAAAAGUGAAAACACAUCUAAUCGAGAUCCAUGCCCAUUGACCGUCCCUCUCCAGGAAGCAGAGCACUCCUUGGUUUGGCGGAGACCUUGAUUUUCUCCUUGACCAUGACUUCUGCACCCUCGGUCGAUGUUGGCUCAAGCAAUUUGAUCGACUCCAGCUUCUUUUUGCGGUGUGCGCGUACCUUGUCUCUGCUGGCCACCAUUCUGUUCUUCCAAAACGCACGCUCCCUCUUCUGUUUGAUCUCUGCUAUCCGC